GGUCAACAAGGCUCCGUUGUCGAUUGUCGUAGAGAAAAUAAGGGAGGAGGGUGCGUUGACAGCCUUGUCUUUGUACAUAUUAAAGGCCGGUCGGGUUCCGUGCCGUCUAUCCCUAGCAUCUCAUUCUUCAUAAGUCCAAUUCUGUCUUGCUGCAGCGGGCCGUACGGUAAGGUCACCCAAGCAGGGCAGUAGAAAUCAUCUUGUGCACUCCGGAGACGCAGCCACCAGUACGUUUGGAACGAUUGCAGAAAUGUCCGCUUCAGAUCAGUCAUUGCCCACCCGCAUCGACGCCAAGAAUACAGGCCCUGGGGCUCAGUAUCUGAAGGAUGGCGAUGGCGACCAGAAUGUCGCUAGUGACAACGGCGCCGUGUACAAGAUCGGCCACCUCAGUAUGCUAAAUGUAUCGCCGGGCGGUUUGAGAGGGCUCGGGAUUAGCACUUCGCUGUCACACCUCUCCCCUUCGAUGACUGGUGACAAAAUGUGGUUUCAGGAGCCGACUUGUGAAGAUGUGCUCCACUGGCUGAACAGUGAUCUGGGCCAAGCUCCUUAUGAUUUUGACAGCCAUCGACGCCGUCUCCUCAGCCAAGUCACCCCUGGCACCGGGAAAUGGAUUCUGACGACUGAACAAUACCUUGCCUGGAAAGACGGUACGGAGCCUUCGCGCUUCCUCUGGAUGCAUGGGAAUGUUGGAUCUGGGAAAACCAUGCUUGUGUCCAUCAUUGUGGACUCGAUCCGGAAAGAGCUCCAAAACCGCAGCGACGCCGCUUGUCUUGAUUUCUACUUUACUGAGGGAGAAGAUAACCAUGUGUUCCUUGCACGCAUAUGGGCAACCCUGUUGGCACAACUGCUACGAGUGACAAACACCCCGAUGGCGAUUCUAAGGGAAAGAUGCCGAAGUGCUCUCCAUGGAUCCGCACCACCACACUUUUCCGAAUACCUUGACCUUAUCACAGCACAGGCAGCGAGCUUAAAGACGGUUUAUCUCAUUAUUGACGCCUUAGACUUUUGUCAGAAUGUACCCGAAGAGGACACUCGGCACAAGCUGGGAAAGGCCCUUAGGGGGUUUCCCGACAGCUUCCGAAUUCUGUUCACCUCAAGGAAUGAUAACUCGAUCGGCACAGAGCUCGGAGUGAAGCGAGGGUAUGCCAUCGCACCAACGGAGCAAGACUUGGAAGUUUACGUCACGGAGCGGAUAUCGAAUGACGGGGUUUUGCAGAGUGUGUUGGAAGGGAGAGCCCGAGACAGAGAGGAGGUCGUAAAGAAAGUCAGCAGAAUGGCCCAUUCCCGCAAGAUGUUUCUCUUAGCCAGGCUACACAUGGACAGCCUGGCGGGCAAAUACGGGACGGUCGCCGCGGUCAGGGAUGCUCUGGGCAAGCUCCACGAGAGCGUCUCUGAUAUUUUUGAGGCAUCAGCGCAGCACAUUGCCCGAAGCAUUCAGCGCGGGAAUUUUGAGGGGCUCCUGGUUAGGCACGUUCUCACAUGGGUAAUGAAUGCGAAGAAAGCGCUGAACGAAAAUGAAAUUCGAGAGAGUUACGCAGCACACCAAAGCAGGUUGAAGGGAGGACCCUGGCAACACCAUCAGCCACACCCACGCCUAAUAUUGCAGGCUUUGCAGGCCUGUAUCGGUUUGAUCGUCCUCGAUCCCGAGAAAAGGACUCUCGGCCUAAUCCACGAAUCCGCCAGGAAACCCCUGAGAGACUGCAAUGUCGUUCCUGAAAACCAUAACCUCGAGAUGGGCAAGACUUGUCUGGUUUACCUCCUGGGUGACCAUACUACCGAUGGAGAGCACGAACCUCCACUGCUCCGAUACGCUGCCCGGAAUUGGUGGUACCACCUUUGCGACGGCGGACAGCGCGACCUAGAGGCGGAAUCGAUGACGAUGAGAUUCCUCCGAGACGGCGCUAAACUUGCAAGGGCAUUCGAAGCGAUGGGAAGGACAGAGAGAGGCCUUUUCAAUGGCAUUACGGGCUUACAUGCUGCCGCCCAUUUCGACCUUCCGGUGCAUUUGGCAGAGUGUCUGGUCGAUUCCGGUAUUGACAUCAACGCCCAGUGUUCUGACGGGCAAACAGCCAUGCAUUGGGCGGUGAGAUACGGUCGACCUUCACUCGUAGAGCUGCUCGUUAAGAAGAAGGCGGAACUAGAUCUUCCUGACCGGUUCCGUGAUACGCCACUUCACAAGGCGCUCACAGGACCAACGCCGGACGAUGCACCACUCCACCAAGCCGUUGUCCGGUCCACAGCCGACAAUCUGCGAGUCGUGAAGUCUCUAGUAAGGGGCAAGGCGCGAUUGGACUUGCCGAACAACAAAGGAUGUUCCUCACUCUUAUGGGCGAUUCGCUAUGGGCCAACCUCAAUCGCCCGAGUCAUGAUUGAGGAUUUGGACGACAUAAACGCCGAGCUAUCGCAGAACUGGCCCGUGCUACGUGUGAUCUUUAGCCACGGUCACGAGAUGACCUACCACCUGAGCGAUGGGGCGGAAGGAUCGUCGGAGCUGCGCGCCGCGGUCAUGGACCAUGCUCACAUCUUGACUGACUUGAUGCUGGAGCGUGGUGUCGAACUCAACCAACCAACCGGGGAUGGCUGGACGCCGCUAAUUCAUGCAGCCAGGACUGGCGAUCUGUCUAAGCUCGCCCGCAUUCUGGCACGGAAGUUCAAGCCCGCUGAUAUUGGCGUGGCCGAUCGCGAUGGAAAGCCGCCGCUCUGGCACGCUGUGUUCCACAAACAGCCGGCCGCAACAAAGAUGCUUAUCGAUUGUGGCGCCUAUGUCCACGAGAGGUACAACGAUGGCCUGACACCUCUGCUCCUGGCGGUGAAGCAAGGUGACCGCGAGACGGUCUGGGUGUUACUCAAUGCGGGGGCUCGACCGGACGACCGCGACGACAGCGGUCGUUCGGGGUUACUCUACGCUGUCGAGAAGCGAUAUAACGACAUUGCGUGGCUUCUCCUUGCACAGAGCCCCAAGCACCUGUCUCCUAGCCUGAACAAGAAUGGACAUCAGCUCCAAGAGGCGCUUGAGAUGGCGCUAGACCACGAUGACUGUUCGAUGGCAUGGCUGCUGUGCGAACAUGGAGCGUCGGCUGCCCUCUUGAUGACCGACCGUAAAACUCUCCUUCACCGUGCGGCAAAGAGAAAGAACCACGCGACAUUGCGAUUCCUCGUCGACCGAGGUGGCGCCUUAGCCGCUAAAGAUAGCGAGGGCAUGACGCCUAUACACCACGUGGUCCGAUCUUUUGGGGAUGAGUCGGCAGAGUUGUUAGAUCACUUGGCUUCACGAUCGGCCUUGAGGCCGUGCCUUAACAUCGCCAACUCCGACGGUUACACGGCACUUACCUUUGCUACGGUACUCAAGAAACCAUCUGCCAUGGAAAUCCUGAUUCGGCAUGGUGCCUCGUGUGACGAGGGCGACCGGUGCCAGAUGACCGCGCUGCAUCACGCUGCCAGGAUGGAUUUCGGCAAAGGCAUGCGUCUGCUCCUGAAGGCUGGUAGCAACCCAAACGCCCUGGACAAGGAGAGAUUCACCCCCCUGCACCACUUAGUGAGCGGCCGAUCGAACAAUCCAAUCCUAGUAAAUGACCUGAUGAACGCUAAGGCCGUCUUGGAGCCCCGAGACACAACUGGGCGAACGCCGCUGAUGCUCGCCAUACAGCUGAAGAAGCUGGACCUGGCGCGCGCUCUCUUGGAUGCAGGCGCUAGCACUCGGACGCAGGACUCGGAGGGGUGGGACGCUUUCGACUACGCGGAUGAGGUCAAUUUUUUGGAAGGCCGGGCGCUUCUUAAGAAAUAUGGAGGGGGGUGGUGACAGAGAAGUGACGUCUCUGGGUUAGAUACAGCCGAGAGCGUUGAACACUAGAACCUUGAUCGGUUGAAUGUCUUAUCAUGCUCCCAAUGAAGUUCUCUCAUAGGUCGGUAUAUGCCCCCCUACUAGUAGCUAGUCUUC
Molecule: messenger RNA, 3937 nt
Organism: Chaetomium strumarium
Lineage: Eukaryota; Fungi; Ascomycota; Sordariomycetes; Sordariales; Chaetomiaceae
Product: ankyrin repeat-containing domain protein
Exons: 6
Coding region: 251-3799 (1182 amino acids)
Molecular function (GO): protein binding
Source: RefSeq, a predicted model, not a curated record